Messenger RNA from Monomorium pharaonis (pharaoh ant), 1991 nucleotides. RefSeq names its product ubiquitin carboxyl-terminal hydrolase 46 (gene Usp12-46). Gene Ontology annotation, biological process: protein deubiquitination. The coding region runs from base 470 to 1537 and encodes 355 amino acids. Lineage: Eukaryota; Metazoa; Arthropoda; Insecta; Hymenoptera; Formicidae. The transcript has 8 exons. Gene Ontology annotation, cellular component: nucleus; cytosol. The record is from RefSeq and is a predicted model, not a curated record. Gene Ontology annotation, molecular function: cysteine-type deubiquitinase activity; cysteine-type endopeptidase activity.
GGUCCAGUCAGGUCCGUUCCUCCGUUCCCAAGUAAUUCGUCGUGAGGCAUCGGAAACGCGUGUACGUAACGGCGAGCCUCGCCGCGAUCGACCUGUCGUCUAUCUAACAUCUUCCCCGUCCACCUUUUGCUACGCGUUUACCGUUUGAUCGUCGAGGACGCGCGACGCCGCCGUCGAGUCAUCUCCGCGCGUGACACGUGGAACACAUCAGAGCGCCAGGAAGCGGCGCCGUUGCUGCAGCGUGCGACGACGAUUUUCCUUCUUCCUCAUUCUCCCUCCCCCCGCCGUCCUCGACGACGACGACGACGACGACGACGACGACGACGACGAAGAUGAUGAUGAUAAUUAUGCUCUAGCCGACAAACAUCCAUCCCGGUCAACGUCCGUCGCAAUACGAUGGAGUUUACGCCGUUGCUGAAGUCCGCGCCAAGUGCUUGCCAGUGUCACGCUCGCGUCAUCGUGUCAUAAAAUGGGUACAACUAUAUCGCAACUGGAAAAAGAUAUUGGCUCCGAUCAGUUUCCACCUAAUGAACAUUAUUUUGGUUUAGUCAAUUUUGGCAACACCUGUUACAGCAACUCAGUGCUGCAAGCUUUAUACUUUUGCCGACCGUUUAGAGAAAAGGUCUUGGAGUACAAAGCUAGAAACAAGCGAACUAAGGAGACCCUGCUAACAUGCCUGGCAGAUCUAUUUUACAGUAUUGCGACGCAAAAGAAAAAAGUAGGCUCCAUAGCUCCAAAGAAGUUUAUCGCCAGAUUAAGGAAAGAGAAAGAGGAAUUUGAUAAUUACAUGCAGCAAGAUGCGCAUGAGUUUUUAAACUUCCUCAUAAAUCACAUAAAUGAAAUUAUUCUGGCGGAGAGAACACAGAGCAAGCCAACCGGAGGGAAGUGUGGAGCAGGGGAUGCUGCAGGCUCGCCACCAGAGCCCACUUGGGUUCAUGAGAUAUUCCAGGGGAUACUGACGUCGGAAACACGCUGCCUUAACUGUGAGACUGUUUCUAGCAAAGACGAGGACUUCUUCGAUCUGCAAGUUGAUGUGGAUCAGAAUACUUCGAUCACACACUGCCUCAGAUGCUUCUCCAAUACAGAAACCCUGUGUAGCGACAACAAAUUCAAAUGCGAUCAUUGCAGCAGUUAUCAGGAAGCUCAGAAACGAAUGAGAGUGAAGAAACUACCUAUGAUACUAGCGUUGCAUCUAAAGAGGUUUAAAUACGUGGAACAGUAUAAUCGCCACAUAAAAGUUUCUCACAGAGUAGUUUUUCCACUGGAGCUCAGACUUUUCAAUACUAGUGAUGAUGCUGUAAAUCCAGAUCGCCUAUAUGAUCUGGUGGCAGUUGUGAUACAUUGUGGAAGUGGGCCUAACCGAGGGCAUUACAUUUCUAUAGUUAAAAGUCAUGGAUUCUGGUUGCUCUUUGACGAUGAUAUGGUCGAUAAAAUUGAUGCGUCAACUAUAGAAGAUUUUUAUGGACUUACGUCGGAUAUUCAGAAGAGCUCUGAAACUGGUUAUAUCCUGUUCUACCAAUCGCGAGAUUGUAGUUAAAGUUUAAUAUAAAUAGCAAUUGAAGUUAAGCACACUCCUAUACGCUAAUUUCGUAUUUUAACAAGAAGCGCGUGGUGCAUGUGAAUUUUUGAAUGUUCUAAUGGUUUUUGUCAGAUUAUUUAUGAAAAUGAGAUGUUUAAUUUCGGGAUGAAGGGGGGUUCAUAGAAUGAAUAGAGAGAAAGUGAAAUGUAGUUCUAUAAUUUAAAUCUAAAUUUUAUAUAGAAUUUUUGAUUUGUACAUAUAAAUCAGCAAGUUGUUGGAGAAAAAUUAAAAGCAGUUUAUAUUCUGUGCUUUAUCUAUGUUUAAAAGCUAGUCCGCCUUUUAAAGAAAAUGAAUAAUUUUCGUUAUCGCAGUAAUUUAACGUGUCCAUUGAUAUAAAGAGAAACGUUGGAAGCACUAUCAGAUUCUAUACAAAUGUAAAGAUAUGACUGAUAAUAAAAAUAUUGUUAUGAGA